AAAUAUUUGACCCAUCCGUCGAAAAAUGUGCUUCUAAGACUGCACCACUGUGACCGGACAUUACCAUUACAUUUUCACAUUCGCCAUAUACAUUCCAAAUAUCUGCAAUGCAAAGAGGACACAAUUGGUUAUUUAUUUGAAAUUAUCAUCAACAAACACCCUACACUACGAUCGAUAUAUCGGCAGUGAAUUACCAAAGAGAGUUACCAGACUGUUCAGUUAAAGUUCCUAUGAAUGAAAGGACGCAUAAACAAAUCUGUUCGGAACUCUUGUCUAAGUGUCAUCGCUCAUCUUUUUCUUAUACAAAAGGUUAAAGAGUUGAAAAGUUUAUAUGUGUGAGUUUCCAUGCUAAUUCUUUCCAUUUUAGUAGUUGUGACCAUCUAGGCCACAAACCUUCGAUGCCCUCCCAUUAAGCAAGUUCGAAAUCUGCACAGAUAUCAUAAUAAUUCUAAAGGGCGUCAUAGCAACCGUUAUUUGGCCUUAAUUUAUUUACCGUUAGUUAAUAAAAGAACAUUAAUUGCAAAGUGCUGUUAGGAAAAGAGAUAGGAAAGAUUAUAAACAAAAGCUAAGGUUAAUCGAGAGAGCAUAAUGGAUUCGAGCUUUGUUAGUCAAAUGUCCUGCAUCUGUGUUGGACCGAAGCGUGCUGGUAAAACACACCUAUUAAAGGCUCUAGAGAAUCCGGACUCUAUUGAUGAGACGACUUAUUCAAUGCCAACAAAUGGCACAAAUAUUUUCACAAUCAAUCUUUCAACAAAACUUUUGAAUUCUUCAAACCCAAAUGAGAAAAAGCAAAAUAAUGGCAAGGAUGACCCCGGCGCAACGGAGGUGAAACGUAAAAAACCGAAGGCACCAUUGAAAUGUAUACGCGUUUUGGAAAUUGGUGGUGCAAUGGCACCGCUCUGGCGACAAUACUACGAAAAAGUAUCGAAAAUAAUUUACGUCGUCGACACUUCAAAUCUUUGUCAAAUCUCUGCAGCAGGGGUUCUACUAUAUUCCAUAUUGGCCGAGCCUCGAUUGCAGCGCUGUCGUAUUUUGCUGGUGUUGGCUAAGAUGGAUUAUGCCUACCGUCAGAUGCGCAACGAAGCUUUACUUAUGCUACAAAUAUCUAAGCUCCAAAAGGAAAUUAGACAGGAGUUAACUAUUGUGGAAGCCAGCGCAGUUAGCCAAGUGGGCUUGGAAGCCAUACAUGCCUGGCUGCAGAUCCCUUAGACAUUUCGAAAGGAAUUUCGAUACUCCAUAAUUAUUUUAUUUAUUUCAAUAAAUAUUAUUUACAUCACAUA
Zeugodacus cucurbitae (melon fly) is the source of this 1280-nucleotide messenger RNA. RefSeq names its product ADP-ribosylation factor-like protein 16. NCBI's taxonomy places the organism in Eukaryota, Metazoa, Arthropoda, Insecta, Diptera, Tephritidae. The transcript has 4 exons. Bases 589 to 1209 code for a protein of 206 amino acids. The record is from RefSeq and is a predicted model, not a curated record. Gene Ontology annotation, molecular function: GTPase activity; GTP binding.